AAUCUAUUUUCAAUUUGUGCUAUUUUAGAACGAUGUAUGAUUUGUUUCAAUGGUCUCAUGGACCAUGUUUAUGUGUGUCCAACUCAUAAAUAUUGCCCUCCUGCUAACAAGAACUUUACAUCGACACUGGUAAGUGAAAAGUAAAAACUUUACUAAACUAAAGUAACUUGGAUAUGUCUACACAGAUUGUCACAGAUCAUUUCUAAAUUGCCCCCCCCCCCCCCCCAAGGUUCCAUCAAUAUAACUAUUUCUUAUUGGCUAUUCCUCAAUGUUAGUACAAGAGGAAUGUGGAAUAGCAGGAGAUAAUUUAUGGUGUUUGGCUCCAACAAAUAUUGUGGAUCUUAAUUCUGGGACCCUUUUACGUUUGAACCUCGUUGGGUUCUACCCUGCUUGACUGACUGACUGACUCUUCUGUAGAAUGCACUUGACCAUGAACCUCAGAAAAAAACCGUACUAAACUUGUACUAAAGAAGAGGAAAUUAUCUGUAGCUGCAUGAACUAUCGGUUUGGAGCGUUUUUCUUUAGCUGCCAUACUCAUCAGCAGAAAGCACUUGACUGCCUCUUUAAUUUCCAGCAUUAGGAAAGUUGAAUUUUUUGGUGAUGUAUGUACCUAAUGAUUUGUGCAUUUCUUUUACAAAGGAUGCGUUGGUGAGAAUUGUUCGAUAUGAAGGCUUAACUGCUUUAUGGGGUGGCUUACCAGCAACUAUGUAAGUGCUGGUUUUGUUUUUCCUUGAGUCCUGAGGUUGAUAUUUACUUAUUUCAUAGUUGUCCUACCUUCCAUGCAUGAAUUUGCUGUGCAGCACAGUACAAUAUGCUGUUGCAUAAUUAUCCAUUUACAAUCCAGUGGCGUACGCAAUCUGAGCUCUAAAGUGGAUUUGAAUUGGAGCACAAAAUUUUCAACCAUAUGUAAUAACAGUAACUUUUGAAAUCAGCUGUGUAUAAUUCGACAGUUUUAUAGUUUUGGAGGCAACUGAAAGCUUUUCUUUUAAAUUAUUUAAUACUUAAAGUCGUAAAGCGUAAGUGUUAUAUAAGAAUUUUUUUAUUAAUAACUGGUGUGUGUGUGCUUAAUCACUUGAUAGAGUACACAAAAUCAUGAAACAUUUUGUUUACUAUUUUGUAGUUGGCUACUGCACAUACUAAUUAUGCAGGAGAGUAUGUGAUUAAAUAAGGCAUGAAAUUGUCUUGUGCAAAAUGCCACAAAUUGAGACAUAAAGAAAAUUACAUACCCUGUACUGUAUACACGCGUCCAUUAAUUGGCAUUGUGCUUGUUGCACUCAGAGUUGUGCUGAUUAUACUUGAACAUUAUUUAAACUGCAGUACUAGUACAUUUAGAAUAAAGAGUGAUGAAGUAAAAUCCAUGCAAUUUUCAAAGAUAUUUCCAGUAUUUACAUUUACGGAAAACGUCAUGUCAUGGAAAAGUCCUUGAAUUCCAUCUUUACUAGAGGGUGGAAACCCUGUUGUUUUAUCCAUGUGAUGCUUUAUACCAAAUCAUUUGGAUUUAAUUUUAAAGUUCCCUGACCUAAGUAUAUAAAUUAUAUAUAUAUUACCGGUAUAUUUGUUUUCCCUUCAGGGUUAUGUCAGUGCCAGCUACGAUAAUAUACUUCACGGCCUAUGACCAACUGAAAAUUAUGUACGGUUUCAAACCUGGCGAAAAGAAUAUUUAUUCACCAGUGUUGUCUGGAAUUACAGCAAGAGGUACAAUUUGAAUCCAAUUGUCUCUAUAUGCUGAAACGGUUUUAAUGUAUAUGCUGUAGAUACUGUAUACCUGUAGGGAAAAGCUGUUUCUUUAAAACAUUUUUCACGUUUUCUUGUUAUACUUUAGUUUAGGAACAGCUAUAGCCUUACAGAAUUCUGAACGUCGUAUAAAACACACAGAUUUCCAGCUUGGUUAAGGGAAAUUCGGCUAAUUGGUCCUGCAGAACACUUAGUUCUCCUUACAAGCACGACGAGAUUCUUUGAACAUAGUGAACACGUUCUCUAAACGGAAUUUAGUAUUACAGUAGUGUUAUAUCAAACUCGGCGAUAGGUGUUAUCAUAAAAUAUAUUAAUGACAAUUGGCAUGAAAACGAGACUUGUAGAGUACGUAGAGCCAUGAGCUUUUAUUCAUCUUCCAUAAACCGCACUGUAUAGGUGUAAACUCUCGGCUGUUUUUUUUUGAACAUGUGCCAAACGACAAAUUUUACAUGACAUUGUAUUCUUCACCUUUUCUCGAACAUUAAACAAGCGCACAGACAACAUGGCUGUUUUUAAAUAAUUGUAGUUGUUUUGUUUUGUGGAAACACCAUGCACGCACAGUAGUUGGCAACGCUUUCAAUCUGUAAGCCUAGAUCGUCAUCGGUCCAAAUAAUAAUAACUCAAAUAAUAACUCGUUGAUGAUCCGGGGAAAUAGAUGCAUGAAAGGUCUGCAAAUAAGUGAUUGUGCGUUUGCACGAGUGCUUGUAAAAAGUUUGCAUAUAUCAUGGACAUCUUCGUCCGCAUUCAACAAAACAUGCAGAAUCGUCGCAUUUUUAAUUGCGUUAAAGUCUGGUUCACACUGGUCGUAAUUCAUCGGCGAUCUAUUGUAUUCUUUUCCGACAGACAAAGCAUUUUACACACCAAUGACCGCAGACAAUGGAAAUCGCCGAUUCUUACGACGAGUGUGAACCAGGCUUAAACCUUCAAUACAUGAAAAUUUCUGAUGUUUUUUUAGUUAUUACCUCCAGUUGCGUAUCUCCAAUUGAGAUGAUCCGCGUAAAAUUACAGUCUAGGAAGGAACUUAAAUAUAAAGGUAUAUACAUUUUGAAGGGGUUUGUAGAUCGAAAUUCCAAGUGGAAUUUUUUAUAUAUUCAAUAGAACAAACCAGGAGCAGUUGCGAAAAAUGCAACUGUUUGUCGGCCCUUUGGCAGGAAUCUAACUUGCGGUCCGACGAUUCCGGUGCAGUGCUCUAACCAACUGAGCUACAGAGACACAGUUGUCGAACUCUAACAUGCACAAGUUCAUGUAUAAAAAAUUCCACUCGAAAUUUCCAUCUACAAAUUCCUUCAACAAUUAGUUAUAUCGAGUUAUAUGAACAAUUAUCUUCAGGUAUUGUAGGAUCUAAAGGCCCAUUUCCACUCAGGAAUAUUUUCCGCGGAAAGAAAAUUUUGUGAAAUAUGAUUGGUCGACACAAAUUUUCCGUGGGAAAAAAAUUUUGAAGUUGAAAAUUUUCAACUUUUAACAAUGAUAUUUUCGGAAAAUUUUUUGUCCGCGGAAAUUUUUCUUGAGUGGAAAUGGGCCUUAAGUAAGUACCUGAAAAAUAUAACAAGAACUUCAACGUUUCGAGCGUGGAGCCCUUCCUCACUAACUUUCAGACGAAGGGUCGAAACGUCGAGUUCUUGUUAUAUUUAUGAUUUAAUUACGAUUAUAUGAAUUCUACUAUAAUUGUAGUUAUUAUAGAUUCUUUAAUGACAAUGUGUACGUCAUUUCUUUACUGCAGAACUAGGCAGUGUUGUAAGAACGGCCAUUAGGCAAGGCGGAGUGACAUCGCUAUGGCAAGGACUGGGCCCUUCAUUGCUGAGAGAUGUACCUUUUUCAGGUAAGGAAAGUUUUAAAAUUUGCGUGAUUUUUGACGUUAAUUUUUUUGCUUUCUUGCAUUAAUGAUAAACUUUUUGAUGAAGACUAUUAUUUACUGCCUAGCCCAUUAAAGGGCGAGACCAUGGGUACGAGGUUGGUUUUCCUGCUGUUGGUUCUGCACUGUAACGACGAAGUAGUAGUAUAUUAUAUCUAGCUAGUGUAUCGUAUAUGAAUGCUUGUUUGGCCUAUAGUUGAACUUUAAAAGAAGUAUUGAGAAUAAUGACUCGUGCUUUUGAUGGCUUCAAUGAAAGGAAAUUUGGCAUGUUAUCAAGUCGUCCAAACUUCGAAAUUCAGUUGAUGUUAAAGAUUAUAAAAUAGGUGCUUAUCUCUAAAUGUUUUUAUCAAAUUCGGAGUUGAGCAUUUGAGUACACAGCGUUGGAAAGUGAGAUAUUUUUGUGAGUUAAAUUUUGCCUUGUAUAGACCAUUAUUUCGCUACAGGUAAACGUCAAUUUUAUUUUGGCCAUGUCAUGAUUUUUUGCCAUUAUGUUAAUAAUUUUGUAUGAUUUUAAAAGCAUUCAAUUGACAGAAGUAAUUCUGAGCCGUAAUGACUUCUUGGUCAUUUAAUCAAAAUACGACUCGCUUGGACGUAUCCUGAGGGCAAUAGUCAAAACAUUUCGUCCCAACUUGAACUUUUGUGAUGAGCUAUCCAAGACGACUUCUCGUACGAAUUCGUUAAGUAAACCCAAAUUCAAGUUGAGCGUUUCUUGAUUUUCCAUUGAAAAGAUCAAAUAUCAAGUGUACGUGUACAUACCGAAGCGUUUUAAAAAUCAUCCGCGUCAUGCCUCUUGUGAAAGCAAUCGUUUGUAAGCUUUCGCUAGCGUUUUGAGGGAAGACUACACAACUUCCAGCUAAUUUUUUCCGCCAAUAUUUAUUUUGCCAUAAAGCCGGUUUUCCUCUACGCGCGGAAUUUUGCGCGCGGAGCGGAAUUUUUCUUUGUCUUUUCUAAGUAGUUCCACCCAACUGUCCCGAGAAAUUGGUUCAGUUAUGAAUUUCUCCGCCACUGUUAAUGAACAUUGUUGACAUACCCAGUUUACGUUUUUAUGUAGCAUUGUAUUGGUUUGGUUAUGAAUAUCUGCGAUCACAAAAGAAGGAUCCUACGCUACAACAUAUGUUUCUGUCUGGAUGUACCUCGGGAGCGGUAAUUAUAUUUUAUUAUUUGCACCUCCAUUCAUAAAACUGUAUUUGUAUAUCCUCUACUCCAUGCAUUUCCUGU
This is a messenger RNA of Paramuricea clavata, 4804 nucleotides long. The record is from the annotation of a GenBank genome assembly. NCBI's taxonomy places the organism in Eukaryota, Metazoa, Cnidaria, Anthozoa, Malacalcyonacea, Plexauridae.